CCCUCACACCCAUUACCUGAGAUCCCGCGCCCAUGCCUACCCCUCCUCCUGCGCCAAGGAGGGAUCGCGCAACACGCCAGCAGCAACAGCAUGCUGCCUCACAACCAUGGGACGGUAGCCACCAGCAGCCAGAUCAGCAGCAGCCUGGCCUCGACUCAUCUGACGAUGUCCUCAUGAUGCUCGGCGCAGGGCGAGGCGCAGGAAUGAAUGGCGCCCCAGGCAUGUCAGAUAUCAGCGCCAGCUUCACUUUUGGACCUCGAGGAGGCACAUCAAGAGGCUUCCUCCAGCCACCGAAUCCUGAUCGCGGCCCAUCCUCAUCCUCCACUGCAUCUUCAUCGUCGGCUGCUCGCAAUCAGCUGCAAGACGAGGAUGCCAUCCUGAACCAGCUCAAAGGAGGGCGUGGUGGCAGCCGUACCCAGCAGCUCAACUUCGACUCCCCCACAGGGAGAGGUGCUCCACGAGCGAGCGACUCGCCCUUUGCCGCCUCCCCUCGAAAUCCUCGUCGACGCAUGAUGCCCCACACACCGAACGGAGCAAACAGCAGUAGGUCCUCCGCCCCAGGCCUCAACUACGAUGGCUCCUUCUCCGUCAUGCGAGACGACGAUGAGGCGAAUAACUCUGGCCUUCUGGACCACGGCCCGCCUCCGCGGCAGCUCGAACUCUUUGGCCAUCGAUCCGGAGGCAUGCGCUCAACGCCAAUGAGAGAAGGCGGCAGCGCAGGUCUGCGAACAGGACCCGGCCCCUCCUCAUUGCAUGACACAGGAGCAGCGCAAAAUGAAUCAAUCAUCGAGCAUUCCCUCUCGCAAGUCAUGGAAGAGAACGAAGAGGAAGAUAGCAGUGGCCGGCCCAUCCUUCUGGCUAAGCUGCGGAGAUGGAGGCAAGACGCAAUGGAGCAUCAUCUGUUUGAGACGGCGAUCUUCUGGGGAGAGAAGAUCCUUUGGAUGGAGGCUGAUGAGGGCCAGAGGUCGACGGAUGCAUACUGGUUAGCAAAGGGGUACUUUCUGACACAUCAGUACAGCAGAGCUGAGCAUCUGCUCAUGACACCGCUGCCAGCUCUGCCUAGCAGUGCGCCAGGAGAAGCGGCAGGGGCGAAUGGCGCUGGGGCUGAUGGUUUCGCUGCAGAGAUUGUGCCAGAGGAGGACGCAUUACAGGCUGCCAUUACCGCUACGCGCUCGACGUCGAUCCUACCGCCAUCCUUCCUUAACCGACAUAGCUCCAAGUCGGGGACGUCCGCUGGAGCGAUUGCAAGCUUGCCUGAUGACAAUCUGGCAGCUGAGACGGAAACGAUCGACGACGGUACUGCUCCCCGCAAACGCAAAGACCGCGACUUCACCGUCUCUGGCACUGGUACGGGCAGCGAGAGCAAUGGCGAGGAUGGCGGGGAGAGCGAUGCCUUUAGCUCAGGAGGCGGAGACGAGCCAACGUCGAGAGGGAUAGCCGAGGAGCCCAAAACCAAAGCCAGCGAUCGUCCAGCAGACUUCCGCAAAGGCGACAAGAAUGCAGCACUGGGCUCUCUCAAGCCUGCGACGGAUAUUGAUGCCAACCUUCCUCUCCCACCGCGUGUAUACACCGCUUGGAAAGAAGAACAAGAUCGAGCAGUUGCCGAAGUCACAACCCGCAGGUAUCAACCCCCGGACAAGACGACGCUCGCCGGCAGCUCUACCGUCUGUCGCUUCCUCGCUGCCAAGUGCCUCGUACGGCAAGGCAAGUUCGGCGAGGCCCUCGACCUAAUCGGCGAAGAAUCAGGACGUUGGAAAGGCGGCGGUCGCUACGGGUUCAGUGCUCCUUCCUCCGACGGGCUACUCAAGCUCGCCUCAUCCGUCUGUCACCUACGCGGUCUCAUUCACCUUCGGCUUGACGACCUCGCCCAAGCAAAGGAAGCCUUCAUCGAAGCUCUGCAGCUCGAUGUCAAGAACUACGAUGCAUUUGCUUGUCUGAUCGAUAAUCAUCUCGUAAGCGCAAAAGGAGAGGCUUGGAGCCUUUUGUCUAGCCUGCAAUGGGAGGCACAAAGUGGUGGCGAUUCCGAAUCCUUCAACUUCAUCCGCAUGUGCUAUGCCUCACGGCUAGGCAAAGAAGUUCACGAAGACGCCGUACGUGCCUCUGCCUCACGUCGUGCACUGUGGGACAAUCAUCCGACGCUGCGCAGCUCCCCCGACUUGCUCUUCGCCCUGGCUGAGGACCUGUACGCCCGACGACGGUACAAGGACGCCUUCGUCGUCACCUGUCGGAUUCUCGAGCUGGACGCAGAGCAUCAACACGCCAUCGAUCUUCAUGUAGGCUCGAUAGCCUCCUCUCCGCUCCUGCGAGAAUCUGAGCGGCCACGCCUCUUCCUCCUCGCCAAUCGGCUCGUGGACCGCCACCCAGAGCGGGCGAGCAGCUGGUAUGCGGUAGGCGCAUGGUAUGUCAUCAGCGAGAAAUGGAGCGAGGCACGCCGUCACUUCAGCAAGGCUACCCUACUCAACCCGCGACAUUUACCCAGCUGGCUGUCUUUUGCUCACUCCUUCUCCCUCGAGGGAGAGAGCGAACAAGCUGUGCUCGCCUACAGCUCAGUGGUGCGCAACUUCCCUGACGUGGCUCAUGCGAAAGUCUGCGUCGGCAGCGAGCACUUCCGCAUGGGCAAUCUGCAGCUCGCCCGCCUUUUCUUCGACGGGGCGUGCAACGAUGGCGGAGGAGAAGGGGACGAGGAGCGUGGCGUUCUCUGCUAUUUGGAGGGGCGAACAGACGAAGCUAUCGGUCACCUCGAGAGGGCACUGAGGGCCUCGCAAGCAAUCAGCGAGCCGCAGCCCAGCUGGGGAACUGUGCAGCUGAACCUCGCAUGGGCGUACCUCCGCGCCAAUCGCAAUGAGGAGGCGGCGCGUCUCUUCUCAAACGUCGUCAGCCUCGAUGCGGGGGACGCAGCUGCUUGUCUUGGGAUGGGGAUGGUACGACAUAAGCAGGGGGAUCUUGCUGACGCUAUCGGAUGGUAUCAUGAGGCGCUGGGUAUUGACCCUCGGCAUGGCCAGGCGACGGAUCUGCUGCAGUUUGCACUUGAAGAGUAUGCCAAGCAGGCCAUGCCGAUGGCCAAGAGGAGAGGAACGGAUAAGAGGUUGGGCUUCCCGCCUGAAGCUAGUCCCGCGAUGGGUACUGAUGACGGGCGAGGGGAUGCUGCUUCACUGGGUCUUGGAACGGGUGUGGGAAGUCUGAGCCUGGACAGCAGGAGUCACUCGCUGCAGGGUGUGAGUGGAACCGUGGGGCAGGUCAGCCAUAGUGGUGGGGAUGGCGAAAGUGAGAGUGGGAGCCGGAUGAUGGAGGAGACGCGCAUCACAGCGGGCAACGGGAGCGUUGAGCAGAGUAUUGCGAUGGAUGAGAGUGGGUGACAAUGCAAUGCUAAUGCCGUGAUCGUCGGCGUGAGACCUCGAG
Messenger RNA from Jaminaea rosea, 3399 nucleotides. RefSeq names its product TPR-like protein. The transcript has a single exon. Gene Ontology annotation, biological process: cell division. The record is from RefSeq and is a predicted model, not a curated record. The coding region runs from base 33 to 3356 and encodes 1107 amino acids. Gene Ontology annotation, molecular function: protein binding. NCBI's taxonomy places the organism in Eukaryota, Fungi, Basidiomycota, Exobasidiomycetes, Microstromatales.